CUCAGUUAAGCUGCCCUUCUAAUAAUUCUUCGUUCAUUUUCCCCAUUGUUCGCAGGUAUGGAUCUUCGGUGACGUGUGGUGCCGCGUGUGGCUGGCCGUCGACGUCUGGAUGUGCACGGCGUCGAUACUGAACCUGUGCGCGAUUUCGCUGGAUCGCUACGUGGCCGUCACCCGUCCCGUCACCUACCCGAGCAUCAUGUCCACCGGGCGGGCCAAGUCGCUCAUCGCCGGGCUGUGGGUGUUGUCCUUUGUGAUCUGCUUUCCGCCGCUGGUCGGGUGGAAGGAGCAGAAAGUGAAAGAGAACCUAUUAUUACCGUAUGGAAAUCACACGCUGGUGUCGAUGUCACUGUCACCAGCCACUUCCACCUCAUCAUCGUAUUCAUCAUCGCCAUCGUCGUCGUCGUCAUCAUCAUCAUCAUUAUCACCGUCGUCGUCGUUGAUAUCACCUUCGUCGUCUUCGCCAUCAACGUUCAGUAGUACUACCAUCACCUCCUCCUCCUUCUCCUCGGUUGUAGACUGGGCCGAGCUGGGGCUGGGCGAAACGACGCCCUCCUCCAACCCCACGCACUGCCCGUGGACCUGCGAGCUGACGAACGACGCCGGAUACGUCGUCUAUUCGGCGCUGGGCUCCUUCUACAUUCCCAUGUUCGUGAUGUUGUUCUUCUACUGGCGCAUCUACCGGGCCGCUGAGCGGACCACACGUGCCAUCAAUCAGGGAUUCAGAACCACCAAAGGAAUGGGCAACCGCUUCGAUGACAACCGGCUGACGCUGCGGAUUCAUCGGGGCCGGGGUUCCACUACCAGUGCUCACGGGACGCCAUCGAUCGGGGGCGGUGUUGGUGGUGCCGGAAUUCUCGGUGCCCACCACGAGUCCCCGCACAGCAACGGAAGCACCCACAGUACAACCACCAGCAUCGGAAGUGCCUCGCCGGAGCGCCUGUCGCGGUAUAUGACCCGCUGCAAGAACCACGAGAAGAUCAAAAUCUCCGUGUCCUAUCCGUCGACGGAGAAUCUGAACCAGGGUUCGUCGGCGGGUGAUGGCGGGAAGCUGCUGUAUGCGGUGCACUAUUCCUCGAAUGGAGGCCGAGAGCACAAUGCUUCGCACAUUUUCCGGAGGCCUUCCAAAGAGCAGAGCGGAAGCGGCCAAUAUCUGACGGUGGACGGACAGGGCCGUAGUUUGCUGUCACCGCGGUCCAGUAAGCGGAUGGGCAAGCGCAACAUCAAAGCUCAGGUUAAGCGCUUCCGAAUGGAAACCAAGGCGGCCAAAACGCUGGCCAUCAUCGUCGGACUGUUCAUUCUGUGUUGGCUUCCGUUCUUCACCAUGUACCUGAUAAGGCCCUUCUGCGACAACUGCAUCAACGACAUGCUGUUCUCGAUCGUGUUCUGGAUCGGGUACUGCAACUCAGCCAUAAACCCCAUGAUCUACGCCUUGUUCUCCAAAGACUUCCGAUUCGCGUUCAAGCGGUUGAUUUGCCGGUGUUUCUGCUCGGCGGAUUCGAUUCCGCGGCCAGCCAGCCGGCGGGGGUCGGACAUGUCGCAGAUUCGGAUGCACGGUGCCCGAACUCCGAGCAUAUCGCCGUCGGCGGCGGCUCAAUCCAUUGGCGACGACAGCGAUCCGGUGGGAGACCUGUCGGACAGCAGAUGACGAUCGUUUGGCCCGAGCGUCAGUUCGAAUUCCAGCCCGCGGCUAAGCGGUGCCGCUCGGGGAGGCCGCAGCAACAGUGUGACCAACGCUUCGUCGUCAGGUUUGGCGGGCGGAGCUGUAUCGAUGGCACCGGCCACAACGAUGAGCACGUCGCCGACGACGGAUGGGGCGUCGAGGGGAAUCGUCAGUCGGGCGCCGGUUUAUGACAUCUGUCAUCCGUUGGUGAUGGAAAGCCCGGGUUACUCGGGCUAUGGUAGCGCUGGAAGCAGUAGGCACGGGCAGGAUAAUGGACUGGGGAACGGGUCGGAGAGUGCGAGGGAGGGCAGCGUGGGUGGGAGCCGGUUAUCAAGGGUGGACAUUUGAUCGUUCUGGGGUAGGAGAUUGCUGCAUUUGUGUGACAGUUCGUAAGGUAUGUUCGCGAAGGGGAAGUUAUUCUGGUGAGAUCUGAGAGGCAAAUCAAUGUUUAACGAGGCUGAUAUAUUUAUAUUACUUUAUAUUUAUUGGAAGGAGCUGAAUUCUUCCAUCUUCAGUAGAUCAUAUAUUAACUUUUUUUUUAACUUUCUCGAGUAGCUUGGGAAAACUUGACCAAAACGUGAAGGAAUCGAUUGCGGCAUUAAUGCGAGGUUAAAUUUUGACAUUCUGUAGAAGUCAAGUCUAUAUGUUCAGAAUGUACUUCUGAAACAGUUUAAAAAAAUUACAGCAACAACUCAAUAAUUAAAUAAUUCAUUACAACCUACUCUACUGUAGUUCUUUGACUUGACCCGUCUGUUGAAAUCACCAGAGUAACCUCCACUCUUUGAAUAAUUUAUAUCCGGAAACAAACACAAAAGAACUGCGAACUGUAUCCACAAUUCGCCUUCGAGCAUUCUCCUUCCUGAUCCCGAACAAAACAAAUAAAAAACAGCCACCGGUUGCCGCAGCAUCUGAAAUCGUGACAAUGCUUCCAAGGGUUUAUAAGUGUACAAACAACCUUUUCCCAGAAAACAGGUUCUCCCGCAGAUCAAAUGGGAACCGUGGAAGCUGUAAACAAACCACAUACUACACUGAAUUGCGACAAACAAUAGCGCAGAACAAAAAUGCAGACGUGAAUCACACCCUCACGGCGAAUGUACAUCUCACGGUGGGAAAGCGCAACAUACGUUUUGUAAAUAAUUAAUAAUCGAAUACGGGUAAUAAUUUAAUGAACCAAAGUCAGGCGGAAACCAAAAUAGACGU
Armigeres subalbatus is the source of this 2860-nucleotide messenger RNA. RefSeq names its product octopamine receptor Oamb (gene Oamb). Gene Ontology annotation, cellular component: plasma membrane. The coding region runs from base 110 to 1645 and encodes 511 amino acids. Lineage: Eukaryota; Metazoa; Arthropoda; Insecta; Diptera; Culicidae. Gene Ontology annotation, molecular function: alpha1-adrenergic receptor activity. The transcript has 3 exons. The record is from RefSeq and is a predicted model, not a curated record. Gene Ontology annotation, biological process: cell-cell signaling; adenylate cyclase-activating adrenergic receptor signaling pathway; positive regulation of cytosolic calcium ion concentration.